Messenger RNA from Micropterus dolomieu (smallmouth bass), 1654 nucleotides. RefSeq lists its product as uncharacterized. The record is from RefSeq and is a predicted model, not a curated record. The transcript is spliced from 2 exons. The coding region runs from base 513 to 1229 and encodes 238 amino acids. NCBI's taxonomy places the organism in Eukaryota, Metazoa, Chordata, Actinopteri, Centrarchiformes, Centrarchidae.
GUCCUGCUAACUGUUUGUUUGUACCCGAUCCUGUCCACUCUCAGGUUCUGCAGUGGAUCCACAACUCCCGUUUUGCCUGCCACCCCGGUUUUCAGAGAACCCUGUCCUUGCUUAAGAGGAGCCUCUGGUGGGCCACCAUGGAGGCCGAUGCUCGGGAGUUUGUCAGUCUGCGUCCAGGGAAAAUCCUCCCAUCGCGCCCCCCCCUUCGGCAAGCUACACCCUUUGUCCGUGCGGGGUCGACCAUGGUCUCACAUCCCCCUAGACUUCGUCACGUCUUCCUCCUUCCCAUGGUAACAACACCAUACUCACCAUAGUAGACCACUUCUCCAAGUCUGUACACUUUGUCGCUCUGCCCAAGUUACCCACAGCUUGUGAGACCGCGGAUCUCCUCAUCCAGCACGUGUCACACCUCCAUGGUAUCCCCCUGGACAUAGUGUCAGAGGACCUCAGUUCCACUCCAAAGUAUGGAGUGAGUUCUGCCAGUCUCUCCUCAGGUUUCCACCCGCAGUCCAAUGGGCAGGCUGAGAGGGCCAACCAGGACCUGGAGUCUGCCCUCCGAUGCGUUGUCACCCAGAACACCCAUACCUGGAGCUCUCACCUGGCCUGGAUCGAAUAUGCCCAUAAUUCCCUCGUCAGCGCUGCCACGGGGCUGUCGCCUUUCGAGGCCUCUCUGGGUUACCAGCCCCCCCUGUUCCCGGCCCAGGAGAAGGAUCUCACAAUGCCCUGUCCAACACCACCUCCGUUGCUGUCGUGAGAUCUGGAGGGACACUCGGGCGGCCCUCAGAUCUACGGAGAACAACCAUCGCCUGGCAGACCGACAUAGGAUCCCAGUCCCUGCAUAUGAACCAGGUCAAAGUUUGGCUACACACAUCUCUCUCUCAGAUCGGAAUCCCGAAAACUGUUUUAUUGGCCCCUUCACCAUCGAAAGGAUCAUCAACCCCUCGGCCGUCAGACUCAACCUGCCUCGGUCCAUGAGGAUCCACCCCACCUUCAAUGUCUCCCAGUUGAAGCCGGUGAUCUCCAGUCCCUUGUGCCCUCCGUCUAGGCCCCCUCCUCCCGCCCGGCUCAUCGAUCACCCUGCCUAUUUGGUUCGGCGCCUAUUGGAUGUCCAUCGCCAUGGGAGGAGCCUCCAGUACCUUGUUGAUUGGGAGGGUUACGGUCCAGAGGAGAGGCAGUGGGUCCCUCGAUGCCGACCUGAUCAGGGACUUCCAUCGGGCCCAUCUUGGUAGGGUCGCCAGGAGGCUCCCUUUGGGGGGGGGGGGGGUACUGGGUUGGUCUCUUUUCCUCUUCUCAGUGUCCCCGCCCUUGUUGUUUCUGUCAGUCAUGUGUGUCUUGUCCCAUGUCUGUGUGAUUGGGUGUCCAAGCCUGGCCUCUCUCCACCUGCAGCACUCCGCACCUGGACCUCAUCAACUCAUCAAGGCCUGCAGUCUUAAGCUCUGGUUCAGUCUCCACUCGUCGCCAGUUUGUCCGUUUACCCACAGUGUUCCACCUUGGUGCAGAGUCGCUGCCAGCCUGCCUGUCUUCUGGAUCGCCAGUCCAUUGCUCACAGCUUUCGAUCGGAUCCCCCCCCGAGACUGGAAACUCUCCGCCAGCCCCCAAACUCCUUUGCCAUCUCUGAGCUCUUUAAAUAAAGUCCUGCCUCUGUGCCUGCCUA